Molecule: messenger RNA, 2154 nt
Organism: Peromyscus maniculatus bairdii (prairie deer mouse)
Lineage: Eukaryota; Metazoa; Chordata; Mammalia; Rodentia; Cricetidae
Gene: Gpr143
Product: G protein-coupled receptor 143
Biological process (GO): melanosome organization; G protein-coupled receptor signaling pathway; regulation of calcium-mediated signaling
Cellular component (GO): plasma membrane; melanosome membrane
Molecular function (GO): L-DOPA binding; L-DOPA receptor activity; dopamine binding
Source: RefSeq, a predicted model, not a curated record
CUCAUAAAGAUGGCCUGCCUCUGCCUCCAAAGUGCUGGAAUUACAGAUGUCUUUAAUUUGAAAGGAAGGUCCCUGUGGGUUUGCUUCCAUGGGACAGGACCACAGAGAAGGUAGGAUAUGGAGACUGUUUCUGUUUAGGAGUGGAUGUAUUCAGAGGGACGAGUCUUAGUGUAUGAACAUGAGUAUGUUGCCUCUCAGGCAUCACAUGAAGAUGUCACAGUCAGAAACAGGAACUGUCUGAUUAAUGGGACAUAUCUCUCCAGGGAGACCAGUUAAGGGAAAAUGGCAGGUUGCAGGCUGUAGGUUCUGAGGAGGUAAGGUACAGGGAAGGCCUGGUGGAUGGGGAAAUUGCUGACCCUUGCCCACCUCUGGCGCUCCUUCCCCCAUCCCCCGUCUGAAGAUCCAGCAUUAGCCUCGUGAGACCUCGUGGCCUUUGAGGAGGGCGCACCGCCCCCACGGAGCCAGGCGCCUUUGUAGCCUAAGGGGCUAGGGUGGGGGAGAGGCACAGGCACAUGAUGUCCAACCUCCCUCGCCAGCCCAGCACCUGACCGGGAAAAGCCUCGGAUUCCUCAGAACGGAGACCGGUCCCUGAGCAAGACAAAUGGCCUCCCCACGCCUGGGAAUCUUCUGCUGCCCUACAAGGGACGCAGCCACACAGCUGGUGCUGAGCUUCCAACCGCGGGUGUUCCACGCGCUGUGCCUGGGCAGCGGGGCUCUCCGCCUGGUGCUUGGCCUCCUGCAGCUCCUGCCUGGGCGCAGAUCUGUUGGUCACAGGGCGCCUGCGACAUCUCCACCGGCCUCAGUCCACAUUCUCCGCGCUGCCACCGCCUGCGACUUUCUUGGCUGCCUGGGAAUCGUUACCAGGUCCACGGUGUGGGUAGCCUACCCAGAUUUCAUUGAAAACAUCUCCAAUGUGAAUGGAACAGACAUUUGGCCUGCUGCUUUCUGUGUAGGGAGUGCGAUGUGGAUCCAGCUGUUGUAUGGUGCCUGCCUCUGGUGGCUCUUCUGCUAUGCAGUUGAUGUGUACUUGGUGAUCAGGAGAUCUGCAGGACUGAGCACCAUCCUGCUAUACCACAUCAUGGCCUGGGGCCUGGCUGUGCUGCUCUGUGUGGAGGGGGCAGUCAUGCUUUACUACCCUUCUGUGUCCAGGUGUGAGAGGGGCCUGGACCAUGCUAUCCCUCAUUAUGUCACCACGUACUUGCCACUACUGCUUGUCCUUGUGGCCAACCCUAUCCUGUUUCACAAGACAGUGACUGCAGUGGCCUCUUUACUGAAAGGAAGAAAAGGUGUUUACACAGAGAACGAGAGACUGAUGGGAGCCGUGAUCAAGACCCGGUUUUUCAAAAUAAUGCUGGUGUUAAUUGCAUGUUGGUUGUCCAAUAUCAUCAAUGAAAGUCUUUUGUUCUACCUUGAAAUGCAACCAGAUAUCCGUGGAGGCUCUCUGAAACGCAUCCAGAAUGCAGCCAGGACCACAUGGUUUAUUAUGGGAAUACUGAAUCCAGCCCAAGGACUUCUCUUGUCUCUAGCCUUCUAUGGCUGGACAGGAUGCAACCUGGAUGUCCACCCUCCCAAGAUGGUGAUUCAGUGGGAAGCAAUGACUGCCUCAGCUGCCGAGGGCACAUACCAGUCCCCUGUGGGCUCCUGUGUGCCCCAUGAAAACCCCAGGAAGGUGGUGUGUGUUGGGGGGCACACUUCUGACGAGGUGCUGAGCAUUCUGUCUGAAGGUUCUGAUGCCAGCACUGUUGAAAUCCAUACUGCAACUGGGUCACGCAACAUAAAAGAAGUUGACUCCAUUUCCCAAGCUCAGGGGGACCUCUGAGGGGAUGGGGUAGGGGUCAGACACUCCUACUUACUUUUCAGGCUCUGUGUCUCAUCGUUUUGGAUUGUAUUCCUGCCUUCCUUCCUUUCACAGUGCUGACACAAUGUAGAAUCCUUCAAAUCCCACUCUGGUCACCACAAUGGAGUUCCCUGAAGAUGCGCUUUAUGCUAGGACAAGCAACACACCAGAACUUGGAAAUGAAAAUUCCUUCCAGAACAUUCAGUGUCACCUCUUGACUCUUAAUAACCAUUUGGACUUUUUCUGAGGCCAGCUGUAAUGCUAAGUGUCAGAUCCAAGUCCUUGAGAAAAUAGUUAAAUAAAGUCUUUCUGACUAA